AGCAGCUGGUCGUGCGCGGAGCUGAGCGCCCUUUCGCCCCGCGCCCAGGGGACAGCGCUCCGGGCCGCGGCUGCGGGCCCCGGGCACCGGCACUCAUUGAGCCGGACAUGUGAGCCGCGUCCCCGGCAUGGCAGCCUCAGGAAUGCCCCACGGAUACGACAUCCUCAUUGUCUACAGCCAGGAUGCAGAGGAAUGGUGCCAUUACCUGCAGGAACUUUUCCUGUCCAGCCGGCAGGUGCGCAGCCACAAGAUGCUGAGCCACCGGUUGGGCCUGGACGUGUCGGUCUCAGCUGAGGACCUGCGUGUGUUCCUCAGUGCACGCUGUGUGUUGGUGCUGCUGUCUGCAGAGCUGGUGCAGCUCUUCUACCAGCCAUCCCUGCUGCCCCUGCUGCAGAGGGCCUUCCACCCCCCUCGCCGCGUGUUGAGGCUUCUCUGCGGGGUGCAGGCCCACCAUGAGCAGUUCCUGCCCCUCUUUCCUGACUGGGCCCACUGGCAGGAGCUCACCUGUGACGAUGAGCCUGAGGCGUACCUGGCAGCUGUGAGGAAGGCCAUUUCUGAAGAUUCUGGCUGUGACUCAGUUACCGACACUGAGCCUGAGGACGAGAAGGUCCUUCCCCACUCCAAGCAACUGAGCCUGCCAUCGGAGACCACGCCAGGGAACCUGAUGGUGGUGCAACCGGAUCGGAUUCGCUGUGGGGCCCAAACCACUGUGUACAUCAUUAUGAGAUGUAAGUUGGAUGACAGGGUGUCGACGGAAGCCGAGUUCUGUCCUGAGGAUUCUCCAUCGGUCAGAGUGGAAGCCAUACUAGAGAAUGAGUACACAAUUUCCGUGAAGGCUCCUGACCUUUCAUCUGGGAAUGUUUGUCUGAAGAUAUAUUCUGGUGACUUAGUGGUGUGUGAAACCAUUAUCAGCUAUUACACUGACAUGGAAGAAAUUGGGAAUUUAUUGUCUAAUGCUGCAAAUCCCGUGGAGUUCAUGUGUCAGGCCUUUAAAAUUGUGCCAUACAACACAGAAACUCUGGAUAAACUGCUAACAGAAUCCUUGAAAAACAACAUCCCUGCAAGCGGACUGCACCUCUUUGGAAUCAACCAGCUAGAAGAAGAAGAUAUGAUGACAAAUCAGAGGGAUGAAGAACUACCUACCUUGCUGCAUUUUGCUGCAAAAUAUGGGCUGAAAAACCUCACUGCAUUGUUGCUCACCUGCCCAGGAGCUCUUCAGGCAUACAGCGUGGCCAAUAAGCACGGCCACUACCCCAACACCCUAGCUGAGAAGCAUGGCUUCAAGGACCUGCGGCAGUUCAUCGAUGAGUAUGUGGAGACUGUGGACAUGUUGAAGAGCCACAUUAAAGAGGAGCUGAUGCAGGGGGAGGAGGACAACGCUGUGUAUGAGUCCAUGGCCCACCUGUCCACAGACCUGCUCAUGAAAUGCUCCCUCAACCCGGGCUGUGAUGACGAGCUGUACGAGUCUAUGGCAGCCUUUGCUCCAGCAGCCGCUGAAGACCUUUAUGUUGAAAUGCUUCAGGCCAGUGCAUCCAACCCAGUCCCUCGAGAGAGUUUCUCUCGGCCCACUAAGGACUCUAUGAUCCGCAAAUUCCUAGAAGGCAGAAGUGUGGAGACAGCCAGUUUGGAAAGAGAGCAGCACCAUCUUGAUAGGGAAGAAGACGUAUAUCACAUUGUGAACGAUGAUGAGGCCUUUUCUGUGGAUCUGGCCAGCAGGCCCCCUGUCCCUGUGCCCCGGCCAGAGGCCAGUGCUAUUGGUUCUCAGCCACUACCUGACGAUGAGCCCUAUAUUUCUAAAGUUUUUGCAGAAAGAAGUCAAGAACGGCUUGGGAAUUUCUAUGUUUCCUCAGAGAGCAUCAGAAAAGAGCCACCUGUGAGACCAUCAAGGGACAGGCCCCAGUCCAGCAUCUAUGACCCGUUUGCAGGGAUGAAAACGCCGGGCCAGCGGCAGCUCAUUACCCUGCAGGAGCAGGUGAAGCUGGGUAUCGUCAACGUGGACGAGGCUGUAUUGCACUUCAAAGAGUGGCAGCUCAACCAGAAGAGGCGAUCCGAGUCCUUUCGCUUCCAGCAGGAAAAUCUUAAACGACUAAGGGAAAGCAUUACUCGAAGACAGAGAGAGAAGCAAAAAUCAGGAAAGCAGACAGACUUGGAGAUUACAGUCCCGAUCCGGCAUUCCCAACACCUGCCUGGGAAAGUGGAGUUUGGUGUCUAUGAGAGCGGCCCCAGGAAAAGCGUCUUCCCCGCAAUGACGGAGCUGAGACGCGGUGACUGGAAAACAGACAGCACCUCCAGUACAGCCAGCAGCACAAGUAACCGAUCAAGCACACGGAGCCUCCUCAGCGUGAGCAGUGGAAUGGAGGGUGACAAUGAGGAUAAUGAAGUCCCAGAAGUCACCAGAAGUCGGAGUCCAGGUCCCUUACAAGUGGAUGGGCCCCACACUGUGCCCCUGGAGAGACCCCCCAGAGUGCCUCCUCGAGCCGCCUCACAGAGGCCUCCAGCCAGGGAGACCUUCCAUCCUCCUCCACCUGUUCCACCCAGAGGUCGCUGAGUUUACUUCCUAGACUCAUCCAACUUCAGAACUUUAAGACUGGCAGUUCUCAGACUGUUAAUGUUGUCUUCAUGUUGAAUUUUCUGCAUGAACAUUGACUUGGAGAUCUACUCUCAUUGCUAAUAUUAUUGCAGCCCUGCUGGUUUGGGUGAUUUCUCGAAGAAGACAUUAUUAAGGCAGGAAGUAAAAAACUAAGAACCAUGUUCACCAUUGCCAAGUAUAUUGGUCCACAUCACAUGUUCAUUACCAAAAGGGUGGAGACUUGAUCAGGAUACAUACCUCUAAUUUCUCUUAAUAGAAGCCUAACAAGAUUAAUUAGAAAUGUUCUUUACAAGUGAUUAUACUGCAGUAUACUUACAUUCACCAUUCUGUAUUUGAUAAUCCAUCCUAAUUCCUAAAAGUGACUAUAAAACUAAAGUACUGGAGUACAAGUGACCUAAUUUUAAAAUAAUUUUACAUUUUUGUAGAAUUAUUUUAGUUUUGUAGAAUUAUUUUGUGAAUUAUUUCUGGUUACAAACCACAAACUGAAAAGGACUUAGACAGACUUUUUUUUUUUUUCUGGUAGUAGGGCCUGGACUCUGGGCCUGUGCGCUGUCCCACAGCUCUUCAGCU
Dipodomys ordii (Ord's kangaroo rat) is the source of this 3160-nucleotide messenger RNA. It is a transcript of the gene Pik3ap1, whose product is annotated as phosphoinositide-3-kinase adaptor protein 1. The transcript is spliced from 17 exons. Bases 128 to 2548 code for a protein of 806 amino acids. The record is from RefSeq and is a predicted model, not a curated record. Gene Ontology annotation, molecular function: phosphatidylinositol 3-kinase regulatory subunit binding; signaling receptor binding. NCBI's taxonomy places the organism in Eukaryota, Metazoa, Chordata, Mammalia, Rodentia, Heteromyidae. Gene Ontology annotation, cellular component: cytosol. Gene Ontology annotation, biological process: signal transduction.